Glossina fuscipes is the source of this 1202-nucleotide messenger RNA. RefSeq lists its product as uncharacterized. NCBI's taxonomy places the organism in Eukaryota, Metazoa, Arthropoda, Insecta, Diptera, Glossinidae. The coding region runs from base 96 to 1202 and encodes 368 amino acids. The transcript has 3 exons. The record is from RefSeq and is a predicted model, not a curated record. Gene Ontology annotation, biological process: cell surface receptor signaling pathway via JAK-STAT; embryonic development via the syncytial blastoderm.
AAAAUUAGAUACGCGAAGUGUUGAAAGGAUUUGAAAGGAAAUUUUUGUAAAAUCGUUUUUCGCGUGCGAACGUUAAUGUAAUCCCGUCAAGAAAGAUGCAUUCAAGGCUUCGCUAUUUUGUGUUUGUCAUCGCACUAUUCAUAGAAUGGAUGAUAAUGGUGGUAGAUUGUAAUACAGCCCUUCGAACAGUGCAUAUUAGUGCUAAAAGUACGCUUCAACUUAAUGCCGACGCAUUAUUCAUUAAGCGUUAUAACUCCACCUCUUCGCCGGUGUUUGAGUCAACAACGGCAACGUCGUUAUCAUUAUCAUCAAGCACCUUAAGUUUAACUAGUUUGCGUUGGCGUAAAAGGCAUCGUAAACGCCAUAGCAUUUGGUAUGAUUACAAUAAUUAUAAUGAAAACAGCACCACGUUGGAAUGGGCAAAUCCAUGUGGCGGUUUCUACGAUCCAAAUGCCAAGCAAUCACAUAAACCUAAUAAACGGAAACAACUAAAGAUUUAUAGUAUUUUAAAGAGAUCAGCUAAUAAUGAUUAUAAGACUUUAAUGGGUAGUCGCCAGCAAGAUAUUGAUAUUAGCAACAUUGAAAUGUGGUGGCUCCAUCAUAAUACCUAUAAAUUUCUACCAAAGUUGAAAAUGAACUCAAGCAUUGCUUUGAAACGUUGGUAUCGUAAUAUGCAAACGUAUGUAGCAUCGUUCGGUUACCUAAGACGAAUACAAUUGAAAUUCGAUCAUACAAAAUCCCAAGGCGAAAGCAGUACAGCACGUGAACUAAAGGAAUUACUAAAAAGUUCACGGAAUAUGUUAUGCGAACUGGAGACGGCUGUUAACGGCACUCAAUCGUUUAAAGGCUAUCGCUUUCGUAAACAAUUACCGCAAGUAAGCCGCUCGCAAAUGAACAAACGUUUAAAAUUGCGAACUAAACAGCAACUUGAUCGCAAUCCGACUGAUAUACAGCGAGCUGAUUCAAUCGAUUUACGUUUCGUAAAAUUCUUUUAUUAUAAAUAUUUGAAAAAUAUGUGCAAAUUAUUGCGCGAAUAUAUUAAAAAUAAAGACAAACUUGAAAGGGGUCCAUCGCGUCGUGCCUUUAAUGAAGUGGACAAACCGAUGAAACGUUUAAGGAAAAAUAGACACUCACUUAACAUGGAUCGUAUAUCCCGUGUAAAAAAGAAUAAAAAUCUAAGAAUUAUAUCCAAUCUUGUGUAG